AAGAUUCAUUUCUUUUUUGGUAAAUAGAGAUUCAUUUCUCUACUCCAUUGAAGGAAUAAAUUUCGAAAGAACUCUUGAAGACAAACGGAUUUUAGCUGAAAAAUCCAAAGUUAUGAGCAAUUUGAGAUCAAUAUGUAGACCACAAGCUGUGUAUUUUUCAAUAACCUGUUGUUGCAGAGACUUACUGGGUAAAUCAGCGGUUAGGGUUUCAACCCGAAGCCCUAAUUCAGCUCCUCAAUGGAUGAAACCUUCGGUGCUGCAAUCGUCAUUGUACAGUACUUCGAGAAGAAUUGAAACAUGGGAUUAUCGAUUGAAUCAGCAGAGGAAAACUGUGACUACCUCUGCUUACAAUUGGAACGACUCCAAGUCUCCCUAUGAAACUCUCGAACUCGAAAGGGAUGCAGAUGACGAACAAAUAAAGGUGGCAUAUAGACGUUUGGCGAAGUUUUACCAUCCAGAUGUUUAUAAUGGCAGAGGGACUCUUGAGGAAGGAGAAACUGCUGAAGCUCGAUUCAUUAAGAUUCAAGCUGCUUAUGAGCUGCUUAUAGAUGAAGAUGAACGGAGAAAAUAUGAUAGUGACAAUCGAGUGAACCCCAUGAAGGCAUCUGAAGCAUGGGUGGAGUGGCUUAUGAAAAAGCGAAAAGCAUUUGACCAGCGGGGUGAUAUGGCCAUUGCUGCAUGGGCUGAACAACAGCAGUUAGAAUUAAAUUUGAAGGUCCGCCGUCUCGCUCGUUCAAAGAUGGAUCCUGAUGAAGAAAGGAGAAUUAUCGCUAAAGAGAAAAAGGCAUCCUUGGAGAACUUUAAUAAUACUUUGAAGCGGCAUACACUUGUCUUACGGAAAAGAGAUAUAAUGCGGAGAAAAGCAGAGGAAGAAAAGAAAAAGGUCAUUAGCAGGCUUCUUGCUGCUGAAGGUCUGGAGCUCGAAGAGGAUGAUGGUGAAAAAUUAUAGAAAAUUCAAUGUGUGGGGGUUCUCCUCCAUGCACCUGAUGAAGAAUGCAGUGUUUUGGGAAGUUGCUUGAGGCUGAUCCGAACAAUGUAUUGUACAAUAGAGGAGGAAGAAAACACUGUAUAUAUGAUAUCUCCCGUCUGUCUCUGUAGAAACGAACAAAUAGCAUCUUUGUAAGUUAUUUAGAUAAGCACCAAUCAUAGUUGUACUAUACUUGGCAAGGUUGCCGUAUGCCAUGUUUAUGCUUCCAUAGAUGCUAUCUCUCUAUCUAUAAA
Messenger RNA from Nicotiana tabacum (common tobacco), 1221 nucleotides. RefSeq lists its product as uncharacterized. The record is from RefSeq and is a predicted model, not a curated record. Lineage: Eukaryota; Viridiplantae; Streptophyta; Magnoliopsida; Solanales; Solanaceae.